Monosiga brevicollis MX1 is the source of this 1626-nucleotide messenger RNA. RefSeq lists its product as uncharacterized. Gene Ontology annotation, molecular function: glucan 1,4-alpha-glucosidase activity. Gene Ontology annotation, cellular component: fungal-type vacuole. The transcript has 6 exons. The record is from RefSeq and is a predicted model, not a curated record. Gene Ontology annotation, biological process: polysaccharide metabolic process. The coding region runs from base 10 to 1626 and encodes 538 amino acids. NCBI's taxonomy places the organism in Eukaryota, Choanoflagellata, Craspedida, Salpingoecidae.
GCCGGAGCCAUGAACAUGACGGCGAGUUCCCGCAUCGUGCUGGUGCUGGCCAGCCUGGUGCUGCUGCUCGUCACUCGCGCAUACGGUGACCAAAACUGCUCCCUGCCCGACAGCAGCAAGCAAGACUGUGGUUUUGUCGGCAUCACCCAGCAGCAGUGCCAAGGCAAGGGCUGCUGUUGGACCCCAGAGGAAAAGCGCGUCGCGCAAGACGUGCCCUGGUGCUAUUAUCCCGCCGCCGGCCCCAGCCCCCCGAGUCCUCCCAGCCCCCCAAGCCCUCCGCUCCCCCCAUCGGGCUCCCCGCCCUUCAACGACCAAGAAGUGGCGCAGAUGCGCGCCUUCUUCAAGGCCAACAUUGACAUUCAGGGCUCAGGUGGCGUUGUGGCGGCCCCCGACUACAACACCGGCCCUGGCGGAAGCUACUACUACCACUGGGCUCGCGAUGGCGCCCUUUCCAUGCACGCCCUGCAAAUCACCGCGGAUAGCUCUGACGAUUACAUGGCUCAGAUGAACCACUAUGUGCGCUGGGUCGUGGCCCGCCACGCCGAAGCCGACCCGCAUAACAUGGACGUGCGCGUGGAGCCCAAAUACGAGCUGCCCAGUGGAGAUGUUUUUGCUGGGAGCUGGUGCCGCCCACAGAACGACGGUCCCGGCUUGCGGGCCCUGACCCUGAUGUACUUUGCCAACACGCUCAUCGCCAAGGGCAACGCUUCACUUGUGUCUCAGCUCUUGUGGACGGGCAGCAGCAGCGCCUAUCAAGGCGGUGCCAUCAAGUUUGACCUGGAUUGGGUGGCCGCCAACUGGCAGUCCAACACCUGUGACUUGUGGGAGGAGGUCCAGAGCCAGGACUUUUUCUGGAACCACUACACGAUGCGCAAGGCCUUGUUCACCGGCGCCAACUUUGCUGCCGCCAUGAAUGACACGGCCUCGGCCGCCACCUAUCUGGCUGCCGCUCAGGCCAUCAACGCCACCAUUACGCAGCACGACAACGGUCAAUUUGUGUAUGAGUCGCAGAACCGCCCCAAGGAUGCGGCCGUGAUCUGCGCUUUUAACAACGGCCUCAUGAACGACGGCAUCUUUCAGCCUGCAAGCACGCCCGUGGCCAACACGAUCAGCACUCUAUCCUCGCUGUUCCAUGACAGCUACAACUUGAAUCAGGCCGACGAUGCGGCUGGUGUCCCCGGUAUUUUGUACGGCCGCUACGAAGGCGAUAGCUAUGACAACGGCAACCCUUGGGUCUUGACGACGGGUUGCUUGGCGGAGCUGCUGUACCGUGCCAGCGCGCAGGUGCUGACGCGUGGCGCCGUGCUGGCGGAGGAGGCUGUGGCUUGGUUGGGCGCAUUGCAAUCAACCAACCGGGUGCAACUCGAGGCUCAGACAGCGGAGGAGCUGCAGGAUCCUCGUGUGUUGGGCCGUGCACUGGCUCAGAGUGGCGAUGGCGUCUUGUUGCGCAUCCGCUACCACACGCAAUCCAUUGGCUUCCAUAUGCCUGAGCAGCUGGACAAGAACACGGGAGCCAACUUGAGCGCCUAUGAUUUGACCUGGAGCUAUGCCACCGUGCUCAAGGCCAUGAAGGCGCGCGAAGACGCCAUUGCCGCCUACCGUGCUGCCCUCUUCCUGGACGCGUAA